AUGUCGAUGACAAAUCAACAGGAGUCAUCAAUGGCUGAAGAAAUAUUGAUUUCACCUUUGAAAAGUUCCGUUUCCGAAGUAGAAAAAUUGGUUCGAGCAGUUUGGCCUGAAGACGAAUACAUUGUAGAAUAUUCACUUGAGUAUGGAUUUCUUCGCCUUUCUCCAGCAACUAGAUCCAGAUUGAAUAUUCCAGUAAAAAUAGUUACUCUCGAUCCAAAUCACGAUAAAUGUUUCGGCGACACUUUUAGUCGUUUCAUUUUGGAUGGAUUUCUCGGAUAUGAUGAUGUGCUAAUGGCCAGUAUAAAAACUCUGGCUGAAUCAGAAGAUAACAAAGGAUAUUUAAGAAAUGUGGUCACAGGAGAGCAUUAUCGUUUCGUCAGCAUGUGGAUGGCUAGAAGCUCAUAUUUGGCGGCUUUUUUUAUUAUGAUAGUUUUUACUAUUUCCAUUUCAAUGCUUUUAAGGUAUUCUCAUCAUCAAAUAUUUGUUUUUAUCGUUGAUCUUCUACAGAUGCUGGAAUUUAAUGGUACAAUUAGUUUUCCUGCCGGUCCACUUCUUACUGUUAUUCUCGCUCUAGUCGGUAUGGAAGCCAUAAUGAGUGAGUUUUUCAACGACACCACUACAGCUUUUUAUAUUAUUUUAAUUGUAUGGUUUGCUGAUCAAUAUGAUGCAAUUUGUUGUUUAACUGCAAUAACAAAACGACAUUGGUUGAGAAAUUCAUCGGGUACGGGAACCCCCACUGUUGGCAUAGACGUCACUUCACCCUCGAACGAAGGGUUUACAAAUGAAAAUCGAAAUUCGAAUUUCCGUCGAAUGGUUCGAACGGAAGGAUUAGAAUUAGUUAUACAACAGGUAUUAGCUCAAGAGAGAGAGCCAGUCAACGAGGGGGAAUUACCCUCGGAACCAGAACUUUCCCCUACUACUACUACUACUAAUAAUAAUAAUAAUAGUGAGGAAAAUCGGACCCAGGAGACAAUUAGGGAAGGAGCGGCCAGCAAACAAGUGGCGCCGUUAUGCCCGUGA
Molecule: messenger RNA, 1020 nt
Organism: Pediculus humanus corporis (human body louse)
Lineage: Eukaryota; Metazoa; Arthropoda; Insecta; Psocodea; Pediculidae
Product: membralin, putative
Exons: 8
Coding region: 1-1020 (339 amino acids)
Biological process (GO): positive regulation of ERAD pathway; response to endoplasmic reticulum stress
Cellular component (GO): endoplasmic reticulum
Source: RefSeq, a predicted model, not a curated record